Drosophila ananassae is the source of this 447-nucleotide messenger RNA. RefSeq names its product protein new-glue 1-like. Gene Ontology annotation, biological process: protein import into nucleus. NCBI's taxonomy places the organism in Eukaryota, Metazoa, Arthropoda, Insecta, Diptera, Drosophilidae. The transcript has a single exon. The record is from RefSeq and is a predicted model, not a curated record. The coding region runs from base 37 to 387 and encodes 116 amino acids. Gene Ontology annotation, molecular function: nuclear import signal receptor activity.
AAAAGUGCGUUUAGAUUCCAGCCAAGACAUAUCACAAUGCGCUUCUUGAUCGCCUUAAGCUUCGUGGUGCUCGGGUGCUUCUACCUGGCGGAGGCAACUACCGCCACGACUUCGACCACAUCCGCCACGACCACCACUACCACCACCACUGCAGCCUCGUCAAGCGCCACUACCACUACCACCUCUUCAAGCGCCACCACUUCCUCCUCAUCCUCCUCCUCGAGUUCGGAUGCUGAGGCAAAACGCCGCAGACGUGCCCGCCGCAGGCGACUAGCUCGCGAGCGCCGCCGCCGCCAGGAGAGAAGGCAGCGCCAAGAAAAGCGAAGGCGCAGGAUGGAACAGCUACUCAAGAGGCAGCGUCGAUUGAUCCGUCAGUUGCAGGGAUAAUGGGACGGACGAUGGGAUUGAACUUAAAAAAAUAAAUAUAUUGAAAUAUAUCGAUCAUUA